This is a messenger RNA of Brassica oleracea var. oleracea, 1532 nucleotides long. Its product is annotated as sterol 14-demethylase-like. Lineage: Eukaryota; Viridiplantae; Streptophyta; Magnoliopsida; Brassicales; Brassicaceae. Bases 1 to 1437 code for a protein of 478 amino acids. Gene Ontology annotation, molecular function: heme binding; iron ion binding; monooxygenase activity. The record is from RefSeq and is a predicted model, not a curated record. The transcript has 2 exons.
AUGGAACUGGAUUCGGACAACAAGUUAUUAAAGACGGGUUUGGUUAUAGUGGCGACACUUGCUAUAUCCAAACUCAUAUUCUCCUUCUUCACUUCCCAUUCCAGGAAGAAGCGUCAUCCUCCCACUCUUCAAGCUUGGCCUCCGUUGAUCGGAAGCCUUAUCCGGUUCUUGAAAGGCCCUGUCAUAAUGCUUAGAGAUGAAUACCCUAAGCUUGGAAGUGUCUUCACAGUGAAUCUUCUUCACAAAAAUAUGACUUUUCUCAUUGGUCCUGAAGUCUCCGCUCAUUUUUUCAAAGCUCAUGAUUCUGUUCUCAGCCCAAAUUCUGUUUUUGAUGUCGACUACACCGUUCGUCAGGAACAGUUUCGGUUCUUCAGCGAGGCACUCCGAGUCAACAAACUGAAGGCUUACGUGGAUAUGAUGAUUACUGAAGCUGAAGGUUUCUUCUCCAACUGGGGAGAGAGUGGUGAAGUUGAUCUUAAGGAAGAGCUAGACAGUCUCAUCAUCUUGACUGCAAGUAGAUGUCUACUGGGUCGAGAAGUACGUGACCAGCUUUUUGAUGACGUCACUGCUUUGUUCCAUGAUCUUGACAAUGGAAUGCUUCCCAUAAGUGUUCUCUUCCCAUACCUCCCUAUUCCAGCUCACCGUCGUCGCGACCGUGCUCGUGUAAAGCUUUGUGAGAUUUUCUCAAACAUCAUGUUGUCGAGAAAACACUCUGGCAAAACAGAGAACGACAUGUUGCAGUGUUUCAUCGAGUCAAAGUACAGAGACGGUAGACAGACAACCGAAUCCGAGGUAGCGGGUUUGCUCAUCGCUGCUCUCUUUGCAGGACAGCAGACGAGCUCUAUCACUUCCACGUGGGCCGGUGCUUAUCUGAUGAAAUACAAAGAGUACUCGUCCGCUGCCUUGGAUGAGCAGAAGAAGCUGAUUGAGAAACAUGGAGACAAGAUUGAUCACGACAUCUUAUCCUCGGAGAUGAAUGUUCUCUACCGUUGCAUUAAGGAAGCGUUGAGGCUUCACCCUCCGUUGAUCAUGCUGAUGAGAGCCUCCCACAGUGAUUUCAACGUAACAACCAGGGAUGGGAAAACGUAUGACAUCCCAAAGGGUCAUAUCGUUGCAACCUCGCCUGCUUUUGCAAACCGCUUGCCGCAUGUCUUCAAGAACCCGGACAGCUACGACCCGGAUAGAUUCUCCCCGGGAAGAGAAGAGGACAAAGCCGCAGGGGCAUUUUCGUACAUUUCAUUCGGUGGAGGUAGGCACGGGUGUCUUGGAGAGCCCUUUGCUUACCUUCAAAUCAAAGCCAUAUGGAGUCAUUUGUUGAGGAACUUUGAGCUUGAGUUGGUUUCACCCUUCCCUGAGAUGGACUGGAACGCUAUGGUGGUUGGCAUUAAAGGCAAUGUGAUGGUGCGUUAUAAGCGGCGUCAACUUGUCUUAGAUUAACGUGGUUUUUGCAACCUUUGGUUUCUGUAUUUGUCUCUCUCUCUCUCUGGUUUUAGUUCUGUGGUUGAAUGUAGGGAUGUUAACUUAGGGUAAAA